This is a messenger RNA of Carassius auratus (goldfish), 649 nucleotides long. RefSeq names its product thymosin beta-like. Gene Ontology annotation, cellular component: cytoplasm. Bases 357 to 494 code for a protein of 45 amino acids. Gene Ontology annotation, biological process: regulation of cell migration; actin filament organization. Lineage: Eukaryota; Metazoa; Chordata; Actinopteri; Cypriniformes; Cyprinidae. The transcript is spliced from 3 exons. Gene Ontology annotation, molecular function: actin monomer binding. The record is from RefSeq and is a predicted model, not a curated record.
UGAAUUAGGUUGAAUCCUGUUCCGCUUCCUGAAUCUUUCACAUAAUUGGGUCUCAUUUCUGUAACUGAAUAAAAUCCGGUAGACUCCUCUGCCAUGCAAGGUCAGCAAGUGUACACUCAAAUCUGCCCCUCCCUUAAUUCCAAGAUCAUGAAUAUUUCAUGUUGUGGUAAGAAAAAAGAAAGACAAAGGGGGGUGUGGCCAAUCAAAUAACCCAGGGGACAGGCGGUGUGGAGCCCCCUCCUCAUCAGCACAGACACACAGAUAAGGCAGAACCUGCUGCUCCAUCCACCCACACAGACAGACUGAUACUUUCUCGUUCAGCUCUCGUGUCCAUACACUGCAUCGCGUGUAGAAACAUGUCUGACAAGCCCAACAUGACAGAAAUCACAUCCUUUGACAAAACCAAGCUCAGGAAGACAGAGACCCAAGAAAAAAAUCCCUUGCCAACCAAAGAAACUAUUGAACAGGAGAGGCAGGGAGAGUCCACGCCUUGAACACAGUCACACACCAGAAGGGGAUGACUGAGAUCAACAAGAGAAGGACUUUGGGGGGAAUUGAACCAGUAACUGAUGUGUUAUUUGUUUCAUAGUUUUGUUUGUUAGAGAACUAAAUAAAAAUAAAAGUAAGAAAUUUCUACGAAUGCAUUUUA